AUGGUUGACGAACGAAAGACGUUGAACGACACAACAGCAGGCAAGGGAGCCCGAGCCGAUAUCAUCGAAGAACAAAUUAGAGUCAAAAAGACCAUCGCUGGAGUACGGUAUGCACAAAGAGAGGCACUUCAGGCCCAAAAUUUUGAUGCAUCCCUAGCCCACAAGGGACGAGACGACACCAACAACAUCAUUGAGCUCGACAAAGCCAUUGAGCGAAUCAAAAUGAACAAUGAGAAGCUGAUCGAACAGAAGCACGAGAAGCUGACCAACAAUCUGGUAACACGGCAUAAGAAAGAAGUGCGACGCCUCCAGCGAGAAAAUGGAAAGCGGGAAGAAGAUCUCAAACGCGAGAGAAAAGCCAACGAGGAAAAUCUGGAGAACAUGAAGCGUCACACUGCGGUCAUUGAGCAAGGGUUGACUAAGCUCCAGUUCCGACAGAAACUUGUGAAGACUCCUGUUUUCACAAACAACAUCACGUUCUCCGCCAUGAUUUGA
Molecule: messenger RNA, 495 nt
Organism: Parastagonospora nodorum SN15
Lineage: Eukaryota; Fungi; Ascomycota; Dothideomycetes; Pleosporales; Phaeosphaeriaceae
Exons: 2
Coding region: 1-495 (164 amino acids)
Source: RefSeq, a predicted model, not a curated record